AUGGCCAUUACAAAGUACAAGGCCGCAGCGGCUGGUGUGCAAAAGACUAUCGACUUUAUUGAAGAAGCCGGCGACAAGGGAUGCAAGUUGAUUGGUUUCCCUGAAGUUUGGCUCCCUGGCUACCCUGGCUGGCUAUGGAUAUAUAGCUAUGGGCAGAACUUGCCAUUGAUGCAAAAGUACCGCGAAAACUCCCUCGCAGUAGACUCAGAAGAAUUUCGACGCAUCAGACGCGCGGCACGUGAUAACAGUAUCUUUGUAUCCCUCGGCUUUGCUGAGAUCGAUCAUGGUACGAUUUUUAUGUCGCAGGCGUUGAUCGAUCCUCAUGGCAACGUGAUUAACCAUCGCCGCAAGAUCAAGCCUACGCACUAUGAGAAGGUUCUCUUCGGCGACGGUUCCGGCGAUACCUUCAUGCCUGUAACUGAGACCGAGCUUGGCCGUGUUGGGCACCUCGCCUGCUGGGAGCAUGGCAACCCAUUCCUCAAGGCCCUCGCAGUGUCCCAAGGCGAGCAGAUUCACGUUGCCGCCUGGCCGGUAUAUAGCAACAGCCAGGUCCUGCCUAUGAGCGACUUGACUUGGGGCUCCGACGUGACUACGUUAGAGUACGCCAUAGAAACUGGCUCGUGGGUUAUCGCGCCUUUCCAGCGCCUUACGGCCGAAGGCGUCAAGAAGAACACACCUCCAGGUUUAACGCCCGACCCCGAUACACCCACGAUCGGAGGAUAUGCACGCAUCUACAAGCCCGGCGGCGCCCUUGCGGUUCCCAACCCUACAGAGGAUUUCGAUGGCCUGUUAAUCGCCGAGAUUGAUCUCGACGCGAUCCAUCUGGUCAAGUCGCACGCCGACUGGGGCGGCCACUAUAUGCGUCCAGACUUGAUCCGGCUCCUUGUUGACACUAGUCGUAAAGGGCUCAUCACAGAGAUUGAUCCUAAUGGGGGGAUUAAGUCUCAUACGACGGCCCAGCACCUCGGUCUUGAUCGUCCAUUGGAUACACCCCGGGAGAAAACUAUGAUUUCACUUCUAUCUGCAAGCAAAAGAAUGCGUAAUAACUGA
Trichoderma harzianum CBS 226.95 is the source of this 1050-nucleotide messenger RNA. RefSeq lists its product as hypothetical. The record is from RefSeq and is a predicted model, not a curated record. Bases 1 to 1050 code for a protein of 349 amino acids. NCBI's taxonomy places the organism in Eukaryota, Fungi, Ascomycota, Sordariomycetes, Hypocreales, Hypocreaceae. Gene Ontology annotation, molecular function: catalytic activity. The transcript has 4 exons.